Molecule: messenger RNA, 915 nt
Organism: Cladophialophora psammophila CBS 110553
Lineage: Eukaryota; Fungi; Ascomycota; Eurotiomycetes; Chaetothyriales; Herpotrichiellaceae
Exons: 5
Coding region: 1-915 (304 amino acids)
Cellular component (GO): cytosol
Molecular function (GO): aldose reductase (NADPH) activity
Source: RefSeq, a predicted model, not a curated record
AUGGCCCUCCCAACUCAUUUUCCCAUUAAAGUAGCUGGGGGAAAGACUGUCCAAAUUCCGUCUGUUGGUUUUGGCACCUGGGGGGGAGGUGAUCCAGGGUGGUGUAAAGCUGCCACUUUGACGGCUCUGAAACUGGGUUACAGACAUUUAGAUUGUGCUUGGAUCUACGGUGUCGAUGAAGAAAUUGGAGCCGCAAUCCGAGAAUCAGGAAUUCCAAGAUCUGAGUUAUUCAUCACGACCAAGUUCUGGCCGCACUUCUCUGCCCCCGAGAAUCUCGAACUAUGUCUAGACCAAUCUUUGAAGAGGAUGGGCCUCGAGUAUGUCGACUUGCUCCUGGCACACUGGCCCGUCGCAUUCAAACCAAUAUCGAGAGACGCUCUUGAGAACGCGAACAAUCGCAGUUACGUUCCCACAUGGCAAGCGAUGCAGAGACUAGUAUCAACCGGCAAGACACGGGCCGUCGGAGUCUCCAAUUUCUCCAUUUCAGAGGUCAAGGAGAUCUUGUCUUAUGCUGAAGACGUGCCGAUAUCCUGCAAUCAGGUCGAAGUUCAUCCAUGGCUGCCUAACAAUGAGCUCAUUGAUUUCAUGAAGGCGCACGGCAUCCUCGUAACAUGCUACUCCCCGUUUGCGGGGCAAAAGGCAGACGGAGAGACUCUGCUCAAAGAUCCCAUGGUCAAGAAGAUUGCCGAGAAAAACAGUAUGGAUGUCGGGCAAUUGCUGCAGAGUUGGGCUGUUCAGAGAGGCACCGUCCCUCUCGGCAAGAGCCAGACCGAAGCCCGAAUAAAGUCCAACCUUGCAGUAAGGGAGCUCUCGCCAGACGACAUGAAAGCUCUUGAUGCGCUUGAGAUUCCGAACGGCAAGGGGAGGACAAUUGACUAUACUGACGAAUGGGGCGUCAAUCUCUUCACCAAUUGA